Messenger RNA from Mesorhabditis belari, 1023 nucleotides. The record is from the annotation of a GenBank genome assembly. Lineage: Eukaryota; Metazoa; Nematoda; Chromadorea; Rhabditida; Rhabditidae.
AUGAACGAUUCUCUCGAGGAGAACAUCUCAACAUCGACUCCAGCUGCCACAAUGAGCCCCGAUCAAAUGGCCAUGGUGUUAGCUUUCUACAAUGAAACUGUUGCUUUUGAGCAAAUGAUUGGUAUCAUCAUUCCAUCGAUCUUUGCCUUGAUUAUUCUUAUCGGCGUUGUGGGUAAUGUGCUGGUGGUUGUGGUGGCACUGCAUCGACAAAUGAGAAAUAGCACGAAUACGUUGAUCAUCGGACUUGCCGUCUCGGAUUUGAUGUUUCUCCUGCUAUGCAUCCCAUUCACGGCAAUCGAUUACGCGAUGCCCGUUUGGGUGUUCCCAGAAUGGACUUGCUCGAUGAUCAACUAUUUUCAACAUAUUUCCGCCUAUUUCUCUGUGUGGACGCUCACAUUGAUGGCGUUGGAUCGAUUUUUGGCCGUUUGUUUUCCCGUUGAUUCGAUGACUCUUCGAAGCACCACCAACACUGUCAUCAUUAUGUCCAUUGUUUAUGCAAUCAUUCUUGUUUCUCAGAUUCCAAUCGGCCUCAUGCACGGGAUUUUCCACUACGAGUUCAUCAUCGAGAAUCGCUCGACAUGUGCCAUUGUGAGCAUCGCCGACAAUUCGGCUACGAUAGCACAAGCAAGAGGGUAUUUCUUUACAUUCAAUCUUUUUGGCUAUGUUCUACCAUUGGGAAUCACUUGUGUGCUGUACUAUUUUAUGCUCAAUCGACUCUGGCAAACGCCAAGGCCAGGCACUUGCAAUAGCAAGCCGACCGGAAACUGUGAAAGCAAAAAGAAAGUGACUCGUUUGGUGCUUUGUGUGGUGAUUAUUUGGGCGGUUUGCUGGUUGCCACUCAAUGUCUGCUUCUUCUUUUCAGGCAUGGCCUACCCGGACACUCUCGUCUUGCGAGGCGGCAAAGCGAUGGUGAUCGUUCAAAUCGCCAGCCAAGUCCUCGCCUACACGAAUUCUUGUCUCAAUCCGAUUCUCUACGCGUUGAUGUCAGAUAAUUUCAGAAAAGGUACACUACAAAGCGAAUUG